Molecule: messenger RNA, 2330 nt
Organism: Dromaius novaehollandiae (emu)
Lineage: Eukaryota; Metazoa; Chordata; Aves; Casuariiformes; Dromaiidae
Gene: JMJD7
Product: jumonji domain containing 7
Exons: 10
Coding region: 430-1797 (455 amino acids)
Biological process (GO): fatty acid metabolic process; acyl-CoA metabolic process
Molecular function (GO): fatty acyl-CoA hydrolase activity; 2-oxoglutarate-dependent dioxygenase activity
Source: RefSeq, a predicted model, not a curated record
GGAGGCGGGCGGCACCGCCUCCCCCGCGGCCCCUUCGACUCCCGCUCCUCCGCCGGCGCCCUCCUCGGCGGCGGCGCGGCCAUGGCGGAGGGCGCGGCGCUGCGGGCCGUGAGGGACUGCCUGGCCGCCUUCCCGCGGGAAGCCCGCGCCGCCCCGGAGAACUCCAGGUCUGACAGUCCCUUACCUUUCUAAGAGCUGGGGUUGGUGGAGUCUGUACCGUAUCUGGAUAGGCCUCCAUCCCCUCUGGAGUUUUAUCGGGAAUGGGUGAGUCCGAAUAAACCUUGUAUAAUUCAGAAUGCCAUCGGUCACUGGCCAGCUCUGAAGAAGUGGACCUUAACGUACCUCAGGGAGGUAGUUGGUUCCAAGGUAGUGUCUGUGGCAGUAACACCAAAUGGUUAUGCAGAUGCAGUGUUUCAGGACCGUUUUGUCAUGCCAGAAGAGCGUCGAAUGCCAUUCAUGGACUUUUUGGACAUUGUGGAGAAGAAAGUGACUUCUCCCAACGUAUUCUAUGUGCAGAAGCAGUGUUCAAACCUCACCGAGGAGUUCCCUGAACUUGUAUGUGAUGUGCAGCCUGACAUACCGUGGAUGAGUGAGGCACUUGGGAAGAAGCCUGAUGCUGUGAAUUUCUGGCUUGGGGAAUCAGCUGCUGUGACAUCUUUACAUAAAGAUCAUUAUGAGAACUUGUACUGUGUUAUAUCUGGAGAGAAGCAUUUUCUACUGCAUCCACCAAGUGACCGUCCCUUCAUCCCAUAUGAGCUCUAUCAGCCAGCAACCUACCGUGUGUCAGAAGGUGGCUCAUUUGAAAUUGUUGAUGAGAAGACUGUAGAUAAGGUGCCUUGGAUCCCCUUGGACCCUUUGAACCCAAAUCUGGAACAAUAUCCAGGAUAUGCUCAGGCAAAACCUUUGCAGUGUACAGUGAAAGCUGGUGAGAUGUUAUACCUCCCUUCUCUCUGGUUCCACCAUGUUCAGCAAUCACAUGGCUGUAUAGCAGGAUCUGGUCCAUACCCUGGACUUAUUGAUUUGUAUGGAUCUGGAGGAGGUCUUGUUGAAUACAGAGCAAGUCUUCUGGCUAGCAGAGGCUUUGUGACACUGGCUCUGGCUUACAUGGCCUUUGAAGAUCUCCCUGCUAUGCCAGAGAUUCUUGAAUUGGGUUAUUUUGAGGAAGCUGUAAAUUUUUUGCGGAAGCAACAGCAGGUGAAAGAUACUGCGAUUGGCGUUUUGGGCUUGUCUAAAGGAGCUGAUCUAGCCCUUUCCAUGGCCACGUUUCUACCUGGCAUCAAGGCAGCUGUCAGCAUUUCUGGAAGUGGUUUUAAUUCAUUCAUUCCCCUGCGAGGUGAUGGCUUCACUGUUCAUCCCCACCCAUAUGAUUUGGGAAGGAUGAAGGCCAGUGAGGAGUCUGGCCUAGUAGAUUUUACAGAUAUUCUAGAUGAUCACAGGGACCCAGCGACUUGGGAUUGUCGCAUUCCCAUGGAGAGGUCCUUGGCUAAGUUCCUCUUCCUGUCAGGGCUGGAUGACGCAAACUGGAAAAGUGACCUCUAUUGCCAGGAUGCUGUUCAGCGCCUUCAGCAGUAUGGACGGAAAGUGGAGUUUUACUCUUACUCCGGAGCAGGGCACCUCUUGGAGCCCCCAUACUUUCCUCUGUGCCGGGCUUCAAUGCACAAAGUGCUUGGGGUAUUUGUGCAGUGGGGAGGGCAAUGGAGAGAGCAUGCCAAAGCCCAAGAUGAUGCUUGGCACAGGAUACAGGCCUUUUUCUGGCAACAUCUGAUGGAUUUAAACCUUCCCAAGAGCAGUCUGUAGUGGAAGAGGUGUUGAAGAUGUGGACAGGAUUAGUAUUUCAGUUCUCACUGUAUUAGGGUUUGAGUCUUGGAAACACAUUGAAAGUUUCCUAGCCUACCUUCUUCUACACCCCAUUGUGGCAUAGUUGUUUAUUUUCAUUCCCCAAAUAACUUUCCACUUUUUAGUUAAAUUUUAGGUGUCUUCUGGCCCCAGCUGUUCUGUGGAUUGGCACUAUUUGAUCUGCCUGAGUGCCAUAGUUACCUGAAAAAAACUCAGUGUCCUGUCAUGCAAGUUGAGUUUGUGCUGAGCCAUCUUUGCCCUCUGUGUCCAAUCCUCCUCUUCAGUAGCAGGAAAUCUUCUUAUAGGAGGAGUUUUCCAUUGGAUUGGCUAGGAUUACACCUUUAGUUAAGCUAGAUGUAAACAGUUGUAUUUUGGGACAAUACAUCGGUACGUUAUCUCACUUUUCUGUUGAUGUAUCAUUUUCUCACAUCCCUGGGUAACAGGGUUGCUGCAGUUCUGAUCUCAACUGAGUAAAAAGGCACUCUUCUGACUUA